UUCCUCCAUGGAUAGAUAUAGCUUUUCACUGCUCCACUCAAUCCAAAACAAACCCAUUAUUUGUUUAAAUUAAACACUACUACAUAUAUAUAGUGUCUCAUUGUGCCAUAUAGUGUCUGCAUCUUUUUGUGAAGCUAAAUGGGUAAUUGUUCGGCUUUUCUUAGAGCUGUGAAGGCCAAGCCUGAUCAGAAAGUUAUUCAGGUGGUGAAGCCGGAUGGGAAGAUAUUAGAGUUCAGAGCACCACUCCUUGUUAAAGAUGUGUUGGUGAAGUUUUCAGGCUCGGGUAUCGGCUUAUCACCCACGGUUUCACACCAUCUGCCGAUGAACUACGAGCUGAAGACGGGGAAAGUUUACUACAUUCUUCCUGCAACCGAGCCACCGUACACGGCGGUAGGAACCGGCGGUGGUGUUAAGAGAAUAAAAGUUGUGAUAACGAAGCAAGAGCUUCAGCAAUUGUUGGCCAAGCAAGUAUCUGUACAGGAGGUGCUUGCAGGGCUUGAGAAAAGAAAUGGGAGUUUCGUUGUAUCUCCAAGAAAUUGGAAACCAAAGCUGGAUUCCAUAUUAGAAGAAAAUGAUCAAUAAUUGUAAUCUAUGUUACAUGUACAACAUGAUAUUUCCCAUUAGUAUAUAUACCAAACACUUAUAUAAUUACAGAGAAA
Molecule: messenger RNA, 659 nt
Organism: Gossypium arboreum
Lineage: Eukaryota; Viridiplantae; Streptophyta; Magnoliopsida; Malvales; Malvaceae
Exons: 1
Coding region: 139-582 (147 amino acids)
Source: RefSeq, a predicted model, not a curated record